AUGGCUACGCACGCAAACUACGAGGCGCACAUGCACCCGCACCCGCACCCGCCCAGCCUAGAGCAGGACACAUAUGCACCUGAGUUGGGGCAGACAACGGACCAACACACCACCUCCGCAGGCCCAAAUGAACCUGAAAACGGACAAGAGGGAACCCACGCAUCCAAUUCGGGUGCAGACCAAGGUGCGCAAAUACACACGGACAAAGCUACGUCUAUGCUGCUCGCCAAACCAGGCGAAGAUGUCUACAAACACAUACACACACACGACAUCAGUUCACUAAGCAACGAUGCACAUCGCAAUACACAGAGCAGAGUCAACGACAGCCCACACUACAAUGAAGACACCCACCCCACCACAAGUACUCUCAUGAGCACACACACACAUGAUGGCACUCUCAUGGGCACACACACCGAUGACGACACAAAUGCACAAACAGAUCUACAACCUCACGCCCACGCCCACACCCACCCUCACCCACACAUACACGCAGACUCACAGGUUCAUACGCACACGGCUGUGCAGCCCCAGGCUCACUCAGACACGCACACGCUGCCACAGACAGACAUUGAUAUUAACACACAACCAGACGAACCAGAGCGACAUACAAACACUAGUAACGUACCAAUGGAAUACACAACACACACACAUGGGCAGCAGCACAAUGCCACACCACCACAGAACAACCCACACCACACAGCCAUGGCCACAUCACAGGCCAACGCACAGUACGCUGCCAUGGCAACGGCACCGCUGGCCGACGCAGGCGACAGUGCGGGUGGCGAUGGGGUCUCUCGAAGGGCUGAGAAUGGCCAGUACGCAGAAGCCAUGACUGCACCAGCAUCAUCCACUGCAUACCAG
Molecule: messenger RNA, 861 nt
Organism: Sphaeroforma arctica JP610
Lineage: Eukaryota; Ichthyosporea; Ichthyophonida
Exons: 1
Source: RefSeq, a predicted model, not a curated record